Molecule: messenger RNA, 1095 nt
Organism: Leptosomus discolor (cuckoo roller)
Lineage: Eukaryota; Metazoa; Chordata; Aves; Leptosomiformes; Leptosomidae
Gene: GKAP1
Product: G kinase anchoring protein 1
Biological process (GO): signal transduction
Cellular component (GO): Golgi apparatus
Source: RefSeq, a predicted model, not a curated record
AUGGAACCUACCAUAAUCAGUUCAGUUCCUACUACUGCAUCUCGUUUUGCUUUACUACAAGUUGAAAGUGAUACUGAUUCGAAGCCUGGGAAAGGAAAAAGUGGCCGUGGUGCCAAUAAAUCUCAAACUUCAGGAGGAAGAUCAUCUACAAAUGAGAAAAAAAGAAAUAAAAGGAGAAAAAAGAAAGAACAGCAGCAGAGUGAGGCCAAUGAGCUCAGAAACCUUGCUUUUAAAAAGAUUCCCCAGAAAUCCUCACAUGGAGGCUGUCUAUCUCAGCAUGAACAAAAACUGCACGCUGCAGUGCAGAAGGACUCUCAGGAAGAAAAUUGGCAGGAGUGGAGACAAAGAGAUGAGCAGCUGACAUCUGAAAUGUUUGAAGCUGAUCUUGAAAAAGCAUUGCUGCUAAGCAAACUGGAAUAUGAAGAGCACAAAAAGGAAUAUGAAAACGUUGAAAAUACUUCACCUCAGUCAAAGUCUGUGAAUAAGAAAGAGAAAAAGAACCAGCAAGGAAAAGACAAACCUCUCACUGUGUCUCUGAAAGACUUUCAGUCAGACAAUAACGUUGCUAAAAAACAUGAGGAUCUGAGCUCUUCCCAGUCUUCGUUGCAUGACGGAGGAUUUUUCAACAGGCUGGAAGAUGAUGUUCACAGAAUACUUGAAAGAGAGAGAAGGAGAGUCCAGCUCACUGAUCACGGUGAAACAGAUAACUGCACAUCUCAUGAACACAACCAGGAGAGUGUUUUGAAAGAUGGAAAAACAGAACGACUAAAGCUUGAGCUUGAAAAGAAAGAUGCAGAAAUUGAGAAACUGAAAAAUAUAAUAACUCAGUGGGAGGCAAAGUACAAAGAAGUAAAAGCAAGAAAUGCACAGCUUUUGAAGAUGAUGCAAGAAGGUGAAAUGAAAGACAAAGCAGAAAUACUCCUACAGGUUGAUGAAUCUCAAACUAUCAAAAAUGAAUUGACUGUACAGGUAACUAUACUUCAUGCUGCAUUAGAGCAAGAAAGAUCCAAAGUGAAACUACUGCAGGCAGAAUUAAAAAAAUAUCAGAGUGGGAAAAAAGGGAAAAAGCACUCAGAAUCUGACCAGUGCAGGUGA